AUGGCCCCUUCUGUCCUUCUAUCGAGCCCGGCUCCAACGUCUACCUCAAAGUCAUCGCCGACGGAGCAGGUGCAAUUGUCGCCUCCAUUCCCUAAUCCCUCUCUCCAGAUCACGGCAGAUCACAAUCUCAAAUAUGUCCCCGCCCCGGUGUAUGCGCCACGGCGAGGUGAGGUCCUGCUGCAAAUCAAAGCCACUGGCGUCUGUGGGUCCGAUAUUCAUUUCUGGAAAACCGGUCGCAUUGGAGAGCUAGUCUUCGAGGGAGAUUGCAUAAUUGGCCAUGAAGCAGCGGGGGUGGUGCUAAAGUGUGGAGAUGGAGUGACCCAUCUCCAGCCUGGUGACAGAGUCGCCGUCGAACCUGGGGUUCCUUGCGAACAGUGCUUCCUCUGUGAUGACGGUCGCUACAACCUUUGCGAGGACGUCCAAUUUGCGGGAGUAUAUCCUUAUGCGGGUACCAUCCAACGCUACAAGGUCCAUCCGGCUAAAUGGUUACAUAAGCUUCCGGACAAUAUAUCCUAUCUUGAAGGAGCCCUCCUCGAGCCACUUUCGGUCGUCAUGCGCGGAGUCCAGGUCGCGCGUCUUCAUUUAGGUCGUGCUGUAGUCGUAUGCGGUGCCGGGCCUAUUGGACUGAUCGCCCUCGCAGCUGCUCGUGCAUCAGGGGCCCACCCCAUUGUCAUCACAGAUAUUGAGCCAAAGCGACUCGCCUUUGCCAAGGAAUUUGCGCCUUGGUGCAACACAUACCAGGUUAAUCCAACACUAGAUGCGGAAGGCAACGCUAAGGCAAUCCGAGCAAUUUUUGGUCCGGACGAGUACAACGCCCCAGAAACUGUAUUAGAGUGUACUGGUGUUGAGAACAGUGUGUGUACCGCAGCAUUUACCGCUCGUCGGGGUGGUACAGUGGUCGUCAUUGGCGUGGGAAAGGCAGUAAUGAAUAACCUGCCAUUUAUGCAUAUCUCCCUGGCAGAAAUCGAUUUGCGGUUCAUCAACCGGUACCGCGAUACCUGGCCGCCUGCAAUAGCGUGUCUCAGUGGGGGCCUAUUGGACUUGAAGAAGUUGGUGUCGCACGUAUUUCCCCUAGAGAAGGCCGUGGAUGCCUUGAAUCUGUGUGCGGAUACCAGAAACGGGAGCAUUAAGGUGACCAUUGUGGAUGAGGUUGAAGCAACGCUGUGA
Messenger RNA from Aspergillus tubingensis, 1167 nucleotides. Its product is annotated as putative alcohol dehydrogenase. Gene Ontology annotation, biological process: D-sorbitol catabolic process. The transcript has 5 exons. Bases 1 to 1167 code for a protein of 388 amino acids. Gene Ontology annotation, molecular function: zinc ion binding; L-iditol 2-dehydrogenase (NAD+) activity. The record is from RefSeq and is a predicted model, not a curated record. Lineage: Eukaryota; Fungi; Ascomycota; Eurotiomycetes; Eurotiales; Aspergillaceae.